UGUCGUCCAGGUAACCCUAACUCCCAAAAAAACUCAAAAAAAAAAAAAAAAACCCUAGCUCCCAGACCCUUCUCGGAUCCAGCAGCCAUGGCGGGAUCUUUGACGGCCGCCUCCUUCAACCCCCCCGCCGCCGAUCCCGCCAGCGCCAGCCCCUCCCGCUACCCCUUCUGGGUCCUCCUCGACAGCAGAGCCUACUUCGCCGACCGCGACAAUGCCACCACCGUGAAGGGCACGACGAGCACGGGCCAAGAAUUCAAGGUCACCUUCUGCCUCACCGACCCGCCUGCCGUCUCCUACCUGUGCGUCCACUUUCCCGCGAUCAGCAUACAGGAGUGUUGCACCACAGAGCCCCGCGUCGUCUCCGCCGCCAAUGACCUCGCCCUCCUCUGCUUCGCCUUCAGGUCCGGCUCCGGCACACCGAGCACAGACGAUGACUCCCCCCAUCACCUCGAGUACUUCGUCUACAAGGCUGCCCCCGGCGGCAAGCACUCCAUCCGACGGGUCCCUCCUUCUCCUCCAGACUACUCGCACACGCUGCACGCGGCCAUCGUGCCACGCGAGGGCGACAAUUUCUUGGUUGCUGAUCUUUCCCCGAAUGGGGACCUCGGGCACUACAACCUGCACGUCUUCUCGUCGGAGACGAGCGAGUGGAGCACCAAACACGUGCAGCUGAAGGUGCCUGCCAAUGUCCUGCCACGAGACCUGCCAAGCCAAACGGACAAGGUGAUCCGUCUCGGAGUAAGCACCGUUGGAUGGGUCGACCUCUGGCGCGGCAUCGUCGUCUGUGAUGUGCUUCAAAAGGAUCCUGCUCUCCGCUUCCUCCCGCUGCCCAAGGCCGAUUUCGACCUGCGACGGGAAGGCCGAGCACGGCAAGUGCGGGACGUCGUUGGCCUCCCCGACGGUUUCAUCAACUUCGUCGAGAUCGAAAACUGCAUCAGAUGGUUCACCGUUGUCAGUAAGAGCACGUUGAAGACAGCCGGCGUUUUUGACGUCGCGGAUACCAUCUCUGAUGUGAAGCUCCUCAGCCAUAGUGAUGAUGGUAUGGACGACGUUACGGAUGACAAUCCUGUGCGGCAUGCACCUGCUGGCUGGAAGAUACGGACAAUGCUUAGGAGCAUUCAUUGGGACUUAUGGCACAAGAGUCGCACUGUCCAUGCUGACCACAUAUCACCCUGCCCACCUGAACCCUCUAAGCUGACGCAUCAUCUAUGGAAUGAUAGAGACAUGAAAUGGACAUUGAGCAACCUCAAGACUACAGGGUUCCCGACCUUCAGUGUUUACGGUGGUAAUGCUGUCUACCUCGUGUCUAAGGUGGAGUCUCGGGAUGAAGACACAUUGCUUGUUGGUGUUGAUAUUAGAAAGAGGAAGCUGGAAGUCAUCGAACAAUAUUGUUGCGGCAGAUCCAUUUCUUUCGAUCCCAUUCCACUUGGUGCUGUUCAAAUUGUAGGGGGGCGGGAAGUCACCGAACCAUAUUGUGGUGGGAGAUCCACUGCUUUCAAUCCUAUUUCCUGUGCAUUCUCCGAAUAUCUCAAUACCACUCCAACUCCAAGGCCGUGUGAUGAGGAAGUUGCAACAGUGUCUGUUCACAGCGGUGUGCCGAAUGACCAUCUUGAAUUGGAGAAUACAACCUCACAAUUGCAAAUUAGCCAGUGCAGUAAAGCUGAGAGCAAAACCUAGUUGUGGUCAAUGUGAGUAGGCAUACUAGCUGGUGUUUUUAAAAUUUGACUUGUGAAGACAUUAUAUGUGGGGUGAGUGAUGAUGGGAAUCUUGGUUUAUUUGUGUCAGUGACCCGGUGUUGUGAUAUAUUGUACUUUUUGAAUAUUCCCUGGUUUGUUGUGGA
Messenger RNA from Triticum aestivum (bread wheat), 1840 nucleotides. RefSeq lists its product as uncharacterized. The transcript is spliced from 2 exons. Lineage: Eukaryota; Viridiplantae; Streptophyta; Magnoliopsida; Poales; Poaceae. Bases 88 to 1677 code for a protein of 529 amino acids. The record is from RefSeq and is a predicted model, not a curated record.